Molecule: messenger RNA, 2298 nt
Organism: Centropristis striata (black sea bass)
Lineage: Eukaryota; Metazoa; Chordata; Actinopteri; Perciformes; Serranidae
Product: glucose-induced degradation protein 8-B homolog
Exons: 5
Coding region: 176-865 (229 amino acids)
Biological process (GO): positive regulation of canonical Wnt signaling pathway; proteasome-mediated ubiquitin-dependent protein catabolic process
Cellular component (GO): cytoplasm; nucleus
Molecular function (GO): protein binding
Source: RefSeq, a predicted model, not a curated record
UACAUUAGCUUGGUUAGUUAGCUAACCGCGAAAAGCUCAACUGUGAACCCGUAUUUUAACAUUUUUAUUUUCCCUAAAAGCGCUGAGAGGACGCCGCGUAUCCCUGCUCUGAUUGUCGUCUUCUCGCUGCUGUAGGACAGGAUAAUCGCCGGACCUUGUGUUUGCACGGAUCCCAAUGAUGAGUUAUGCUGAAAAGCCAGAAGACAUCACAAAAGAAGAGUGGAUGGACAAACUAAACAAUGUUCACAUACAGAGGGCGGACAUGAAUCGGCUCAUUAUGAAUUACCUGGUGACAGAGGGAUUCAAAGAGGCUGCAGAGAAGUUUCGCAUGGAGUCUGGGAUCGAGCCAAGUGUAGACCUGGACUCUUUGGAUGAAAGGAUAAAGAUUAGAGAGAUGAUCCUGAAGGGACAGAUACAAGAAGCUAUUGCACUCAUCAACAGCCUACACCCAGAGCUGCUUGACACCAAUCGAUACUUGUAUUUUCAUCUGCAGCAGCAACAUUUGAUUGAGUUAAUCAGGCUAAGGGAGACUGAGUCAGCGCUGGAGUUUGCCCAGACGCAGUUGGCCGAGCAGGGGGAGGAGAGCCGCGAGUGUCUGACAGAGAUGGAGAGAACAUUAGCCCUGCUGGCCUUUGACAACCCAGAAGAGUCGCCCUUUGGAGACCUGCUCAACAUGAUGCAGCGGCAAAAGGUGUGGAGUGAGGUGAACCAAGCUGUGCUGGACUAUGAAAACAGGGAGUCAACGCCCAAACUGGCUAAACUCCUGAAGUUACUGCUGUGGGCACAGAAUGAGCUGGACCAGAAGAAGGUGAAAUACCCCAAAAUGACUGACCUUAGCACGGGCACCAUCGAAGACCCCAAGUGAACAUAAAGAGACAAGAACAACCACCUUCCACGUCCCCUUAAUUUAUGAUCAGUCAGUGACUGUGUGACAACCAGGUAACAUAUAUGUAUACAAAUGCUACAGUACAUUGUUUUUCAUGUUUCAUUCAUGAGAGGUAAAACCUAACUCAUUGUGCAAACUGUACAUUGCUGUAUUUGCAAAUGACAUAUUAUUUAGUUUAAAUACUGAUCCUGGAUUUUUAGAUAGGUCCUGGAGAUGACAAAAUUCAAAUUGCUGUUUUAUAUUUUGUCUUUCUAAAGCCUAAGCCAGUAGUAUUAUUUAUUGUGACCAUUUCCCUCGCCAAGACUUUUAUUAUGCCAGAGAGAGAUGACAGUAUAAAUAAAAACAAUAAAUGUUAAUACUGUGGAGCCAAAACUCUAGGCUCCCCAGGAUGGAGGGGGAGCACGACUGUCAUGGUUUAAACUUUGAAACAGCCGACACACAAUUGAUGACACGCUGCAAGAGUCAAGAUUAUUUCAAAUCAGAAAUAAGUUAAAGAUUUAAAUUUCAUACACAAAAUGUGAGUAUUUUUCAAUUCAAUGGAAAGAUACACUUUAUUAAUGUAAUAUAGUUUUAAUUAAUAUAAUAUUUUAUGAUUUGUUGUAUAUUUACAAUAUGUCUAUGAGAGGAACUUGCCUUGCAAAAUUAUCAUUUCAUGUGUGUUUGAGAGGGUGAAAUAUGUCCUGACUGACGGGUUGAAAUCAGAGAUAGCUUCCUUACGGUGUUUUAGCCCCCUUUGGCCUUUUCUGUGGCGACAGUGUAAACAACACCCAACAUGCUCCAAAUGGUAAUGUUUGGUUUUAUGUUCCAAGGGGGUUGAGCAUUGGCUAACGUUCUGCUGCCUGAGAGAAAAGGCUGCUGCAGUCAAGAAACGCUCCAGUGUGACGGUGCCAAUUACGGCAAUCUGUAAUUUCUCAUAUUUCAAGUCUAUUCAGACGGGAACUGAUUCUUUUGUUCAUUGGCUUUGUUUUCAUAAUGAUGAUCAAAAGCAGUAACAUUUUGAAUCCGAAUAGGCAUUUUUAAAAAGUCACAGAACUUGCUGUCCAUUUUGCCACUUUUAAAGCCGUUAGUAUUUUCACUUUAACUGCAUGUAAAUGUAUGUUUGUUUUUGUUUGUUUUUUAAUGAGGAAUUGCUCUUGUGCUUUUUGUUUGGUUUGGUUUGGUUUGUUUACUUUAUAUAUAUAUAUAUAUAUAUAUAUAUAUAUAUAUAUUCAUAUAUGAGAAUGAAAAAAAAACAACACACUUGCUGCUAGUUGUCCAUCCUUAAUUUCUUUUAAGGUUGUAUUGUCUUUAUAGAUAUUGGCUUUGACAAAUAAUGAGACCCAGAGAACUCACAUCCCUUUUAUUAUUCAACAUUUUUAAGAUCAGAUUUGCAAUUAUUAAAAUAAACAAAACUUUUGUGAAUCAUACAAGAG